Trichoderma breve is the source of this 1626-nucleotide messenger RNA. RefSeq names its product major facilitator superfamily domain-containing protein. The record is from RefSeq and is a predicted model, not a curated record. The transcript is spliced from 5 exons. The coding region runs from base 1 to 1626 and encodes 541 amino acids. NCBI's taxonomy places the organism in Eukaryota, Fungi, Ascomycota, Sordariomycetes, Hypocreales, Hypocreaceae. Gene Ontology annotation, biological process: transmembrane transport. Gene Ontology annotation, molecular function: transmembrane transporter activity.
AUGUCUAAGGAAGAAUCUCAAACGGCAACAAGCAUUGAUGACAAUGCAGACAGCGAUACUAAACAACCCGCUGAAACGGAAACUCCCUCCGACCAGCCAUCACUUUCUUCAGCGGCAGUGGCCUUCAUCCUCUUAGGACUGAGUUUGCCUGUUUUUCUCAUUGCCCUGGAUACUUCCAUUGUUGCUACAGCCAUUCCAUAUAUCACAGAUCGAUUCCAAUCCACAAAGGAUAUUGGGUGGUAUGGGAGUGCAUAUUUUCUUGCAUUAUGUUCACUACAGCCGCUGAGUGGCAAACUCUACGCAACAUUUUCUCUGAAAUGGACAUUCCUCACCUUCUUUGCCGUCUUUGAGCUCGGUUCUCUACUAUGUGCCACGGCUACGAGCUCUAACAUGUUUAUCGGCGGGCGUGCUGUUGCAGGAGCCGGAGGAGCAGGCAUCGUAUCUGGUGCUUUUUCUAUCGUCGCAUUCAUUGCUCCGCUUGAGAAAAGACCACUGUAUAUUGGGUUUAUAUCCUCAUUCUUCGGCGUUGCCACUGUGAUUGGCCCUUUGAUCGGAGGAGCCUUUACAGAACACGUAUCGUGGCGAUGGUGUUUCUAUAUCAACCUGCCCAUCGGUGCAGUAGCCGGCCUAGUGUUGGUCGUAUUCUUUAAUCCACCUACUAGAGAUAUAGAAACCGAGCCCAUCAAGCACCGUAUCAAGGCUCUCGACCUUAUCGGUGCGUCUCUCUUCAUUCCGGCAAUCUUGAUGGCCCUACUUGCACUACAAUGGGGAGGCUCUACGUACCCCUGGAAGUCAGCGAAAAUAAUUGGGCUUUUCCUCGGAUUCGGAGGUCUCUGUGUGGUCUUCGUCCUUUGGCAGAUUUACAAAGGCGAAGAAGCCAUGCUACCUAUGUCCAUACUCGUCAACCGCACUGUUACUUUCAGCAGCCUCACUCUAGGAUUUGCAUAUGGAGCAAUAUUCUCAGUCGUGUAUUAUCUUCCAGAGUGGUUCCAAGUCGUCAAAGGAGCAGGUCCGAUCAGAAGCGGCGUCAUGAGCCUCCCAACCUUUGUUCCACAAAUCGCCGCCGCUCUCCUGUCUGGAGCAUUGGCUCCUAAAUUGGGUCCCCUGAACCCCUGGGUCUACAUUGGUUGCGCUUUCAUGGCUAUAGGCAUUGGACUCUACGGUACAUUCGACCUCAACACAUCGGACGCGCACUGGAUUGGAUACCAAAUCCUGCCAGGUAUAGGGUUUGGCAUGAUGGCUCAAAUGCCCGUUGUAGCGGUGCAAGCCACCUUGCCAACUUCCCAGAGUCCUCUCGGCGUUUCUACAGCCACUUUCUCUCAAUUCUUUGGCAGCGCCAUUUUCCUAGCGGUUGCGCAGGCUAUAUUUGCCAAUAUCUUCAUUGAUAAGUUGACGGUGGAUAUCCCCGGUGUUGACUUACAGAGCCUGCUCGCUAGUGGCUCAGGAGCUAUUCGCAAACUGGUGCCUCCAGAUGAUUUGCCAGUUGUUCUGGGCGCGUUUAAUCAGGCUCUUGUAGGUACAUUCUAUCUCUCUGCGGGCGCGUCUGCAGCUGCGGUUUUGAUAUCAUUUGGGAUACCCUGGAUCAAUAUCAAGGGAAAGAAUUUGACAAUUGAACCUGGUGCAUGA